GGUCACAUGGCAUCAUGUAUGGUGCGCAGGUACGAUGUUGUUUUGUGUGAUCCGUCGUAUAUAUAUUUUUGAUGCAAACAAAAGCCACGAGAAUUAAACGUAAAAAGUAGCCUGUAAUGCUGUAUUGUUUGGCCAGACGCUAUUUCAAUACAUAUUUGUCAUUUAGCAAGAAAAUAAGCACCAGGGUGGAAAUCAAGGGGACAGAUCUUUCUGGAUGAUCUUGCUGACGUUUUUUGGAAUAAAGGAAUGUAUCCUGGUGUACGAUGGACUAUGAAGAGGCUCACCAUGAGCUGGUUAAGUGUGUCGUCGUGGGAGAUACUGCUGUGGGUAAAACGCGCCUUAUCUGCGCAAGGGCCUGUGACACGCGGGUGACACUAGAACAGCUCAUAGUGCCGCAUGUACCAACAGUCUGGGCCAUCGAUCAGUACCGCAUACAAAGACAGGUAUUGGAAAGAUCAUUCCAGACAGUAGAUGGUAUUUCUUGUUCACUCAGACUUUGGGAUACAUUUGGUGAUCAUGACAAAGAUCGUCGUUUUGCUUAUGGAAACUCAGACGUGUGCUCCUUUGUUUCUCCAUCGCAAAUACCCGCUGUCGCUACGGCAACGUUAAGCAAUCGUGCCUGUACAAGAGAUUCGGGCGCUUCUGUCCCACACGGCCCAUCGUACCUCGUCGGCUGCAAGAGUGGUCUCAGGCACAUGUGGAAGGAUGAGCAGCCUACAGCUUUCACCCACAAGCGUGGACCUUUAAUCAGGCGUGUCCGGGAGGCAGACAUACUCCUUCCCGAGCAGGGAAGACUGGUUGCGAACGAGAUAGGUGCACCGUAUUACGAGACCAGCGCAUACACGAUGUUUGGCGUGCACACCCUAUUUGAGAACAUCGUUCGUGCGGCGUUGUGUAGUCAGCGACGUCACGGAUUCCUCAUGUCGCAUCUGAAACGAGUGCAGAAUCCGUGGAUACAGGUGCCGUUCUGUCCUCCCAAGCCUGAAGCUAAGACUGUCGUGAUCCCCAAGGAUUCGUUGCUCACCGACGAUCUACGCAUGCUCUAUGAACACAAGCCUUACUGUGACGUUCUGUUCCUCGCACAGGGAACGCCCAUCCCCGCUCACCGCUUUCUCCUCGCCGCCUCGUGCCAGACCUUCUACGAUCUGUUCACGAUCGAUCUAUCCGACGUUCUUCCCGAGGCGUUUGUGCAGACGUGCGCGCGUCCGUCCCCCAUCGUCUGUCACAAGUUCAACUCGGACAAGGAGCAGCUGAUAGAGAGUGACAGCAGUUCACAGACGGAGUCUGACGCAUCGUCUACGCAGGGAUUCAGCGCGCUCGCUGUACGGAAGAUAGUCAAUCAUCCUGCUUUCGAGGAGAUUGAGGUGCGAUACAGCGUCGACGUUCCCAUAGCAAAUCUCCAUCUAGUCAUAACGUUGAACGACGUUCUCAGCGCGGAAAUAUUCAGCAUGUGUCUGGCAUACCUUUACCUCGGUGACGUGCGGAAACCUGCAAGCGCUCACACGAUGUCUCGGCUCGAGAAGGCCGCGUACCUGCUGAACAUAACUGAACUGUCGUCUUCCAUUGAGAACAUGCACAACCGAGAAGAGUUCCUCAAUCUAUCCAUAAAGACUCGCUUCCUGGAAAAACAAAAGGAACAGUUGCGGCAGCUCUGUCUGGUUGAGAACCACUUCUCUGAUAUCACGUUUCAGUUGGAUGAUGGUACUUGUUGUGCACACAGGGCUCUGCUCAUGGUUCGUUGUGACAUGAUGGAUGCAAUGCUAGGUGGCACUUUCAAAGAACGACAGGAGAAAUUGAUCCCUCUGCCUGGUGUGGACCUCGCUUGCUUCCGAGCGUUUCUGGAGUACAUAUAUACAGACAGCAUAUCAUCGGUGGGCGUCCUGGAGCCGGUAGAGCUGAUGGCCCUCGCCAACAGGUUGUGUCUGCCUCACCUGCUCGCUCUCAUCGAGCAGGCGGUGACGCGUGAGCUGGGAGCCGCCAUAUUGGGAGAUGAGAGGGACGUCACCGAGGAUCUCGUCACGUUGCUCGAACCUGCACAGCUGCACAAUGCCAAGCAGCUGGCAAGAUGGUGUCUCGUUCAACUCUCUAUCAAGUACAACGAACUGACAAGGUACAACAAGAAGGCAUUACAUAGUCUACGGCCAGGAAAUCUCGCAUAUCUCAACCUCAAUCGGUGGCCACCUGUCUGGUAUCUCAAUGAGGUAGAGCACUAUCAGAAAUGCAUGCGGGACAAUGCAGCACUGAAGCUUAAGCUCUCCAAGCAUCGCUCUGGCAGUGGCUGCCUGUGCUUCCAUAAAGGCGAUACAAAUUUGACACCUAUGACAGCCCGCACUAGAUCAGCACUCUCCAAGAAACUCAGGCAAUUCUCAAUCAGAACAGGCAGCUUCAAGUUUAGUUUCUUCCCCAGGACAGUACCAGUUUGGAACUCUUUACCAGCACUAGUUGCUGAGGCUCCCUCCUUAGUAUUCUUUAAGGGGGAGCUGUCACGUCAUUCAUUCUGAAGUCUUUUGGUCCCCAUUUGCCCAGUAAGAAGGCCUUGAGCUAGGCCGGCAGGGAAGCACUUUCCUGGUACCGCCACGGAAGCUGGAUUGGUCUUGGGUAGAUGACCAAAAAAGCAAAUGGGUCAUCUCCUUUACUUUAUUCUUUAAUCAUUUACCUUACUUAUUUAUUCUUGGUCAUGUAAUUCUUAUUUGUAAAUGUUCUUUUUCUUGCGCCCACCGGAAACCGUUGAGUAAUUGUCAAGAGUGACAGAUCAACGUAACCAUAUAGAUGUAGAUAUAUAUAGCGAUAGGUGACAAAUUAUUUCUCUGAAUGCAGUUAUUUGGUAACUGGUUAGGUUUUAGCAUAAUGAUGAUAAAUUGUUGGAGCUUAAUAGGUGUUAACUAAGAAGUAAAAGAAAAUAUAACCGAGCUCGCUCGCAUAUUUAUGGGAAUGAUGGUGGAAGAAAUGGUAGCGAGUACGUCUUCUGAAAACCAUUCAUGAUUUGUUUUCUUGUGGGAUUCUUGCAAGUACACAGUAAGGCCAGCAGUCCUUACUGAAUUUACUGAGCCAAAUGUGUACCCUGCUAUUGUAUUUUGUUACUACUCUAGUCAACAAGAUUAGCUGCUAAAUAUAUCAUUAAUUUCACAUGUGAUAACUCAAGUUACCAAAGCCAUUAGAAUACUUACUUGUUGACUGGUUACUUAACAAUUUGUGUUGUAAACUUUUGUUGCCAUCUGCAAAACCAGACCUCACAUUGUUUCCCAUGCAUUUAUAUAUGAACCUGGAUAUUAGCAAUCAAAGUUCCCUAGUUUUUCUCUUCUCUCGCAAGACGUUUUGAACUGCACCAAGUAACAUCUACCAGAAAUACUGUACAUAACGUGUGUCACGACGUGUGUGUUGCGUGGUGUUAGUUCAAUAUCAUUGUAGCUGGAGACAAACCCGUAGGCAUGUCAGUCAUGUCUUAAACAAAACAUGGGAAAUCAAUCAUUUUCCUCAAACACUAUUAUCUGUUAUUUACUGCCUAGCGAUCGAUGUUUCAGCCAAUAAUGCAGUCAUAUGGUUGAUGCAUAAAUUUAUAGAUAGUAAGGUUCAUACAUUUGUGAAAAUUUGAAGUGCUAAGAAAAUGCAGUGUGUAACAGCUGAUAUUUUACAGGAGCAAUGUGUACUUAAAAUUAAUCUGAUGCACUAAAUCCUUUACGUUCGACAAGCCUGACAUGAUUGAACUUAUUUGAAUAAAUGUGCAGCAUCUCACGUUAUUAUAUCUCUUGAUAUUGCGUACAAGAAAUAAGCAUAGCGUCUGUGUGUAGGGCAGUGAGACAUAAUUCAGUGAUGUGUGCUAGUAGUUAGAAAAACAAUUACCAAAUUGAUUUAUAUAUUUUCUGAUUGUGUGUCGAGUUUUAACACGUGCACCAAUCUUAGCAGUGCAAAAACAUGCAUUACUGAUUGUUUAAAUGUUCAAAAUGUGUCUUAAUGUAUGGUUUCAUGGACAAAAAGUCAUAAAUCUAGUUACACAGUUUUAAAUGGAAUGCAACUAUUUGUCUCUAACGCAAUAAGCUUAUAAGGCAAUCGUUUAAUAUGUGUGCAAUACAAUACUGUGUUAAAAAUUGGAAACCCAAAAAUAUUCUGUACCCAAUAAGUAUAAAUAUGUGGAAAGUGAAAUGAUUAAUGAUAUACAAAUCCUGCAGUAAAUACGCACUUAAUUAUAUACCAAGGAUGCUGGCACAUAUACUUUCUUAUGGCAAAUGUUUAGGGGGAAAUGCAAGUAAACCAUUAUAUAACAGGUUAAACUAACUUUCUAUUUAUAUUUUAUAUGCAUACCAUUAUUUUGUGCUACCAUGUGUUUUUAUCUAUGUUUUUUAUUGCAAUAUGUAUUUUAUGUAUUACCUACAUUGUAAAACUGACCACGUGUAUUUUAUUUUGAUAUUGUGCUUAUCUCUGAGUGCACUCUGGAAAACUAGUGAACCAUUGUAUAGACAUAAUGUAUUUAAUAUUGGUAUGCUUUGCUUUAAAAGCUUUGCAUAUGUUUUCAAUUAUGCAAUAUCCACAAUAAAACUACUUGCAAUAUUAAUACUAAAA
Molecule: messenger RNA, 4557 nt
Organism: Priapulus caudatus
Lineage: Eukaryota; Metazoa; Priapulida; Priapulimorpha; Priapulimorphida; Priapulidae
Product: rho-related BTB domain-containing protein 1-like
Exons: 15
Coding region: 264-2501 (745 amino acids)
Biological process (GO): regulation of proteolysis; proteasome-mediated ubiquitin-dependent protein catabolic process
Cellular component (GO): cytoplasm
Molecular function (GO): GTP binding; GTPase activity; ubiquitin protein ligase binding
Source: RefSeq, a predicted model, not a curated record